CAGAGAGAGACCAGCAUGGAGCUAUCACAGCUUCUUCUGUUAUUGGGUGUGAUUGCAAUGAAAAUUGCCAGAACUAAACAAGAUAACCCUGUUCCGUCCAAGGCAACAGAUUGUUCUGCGAAUGAUUCCAUGGGGCUUUUGCCAGCCCCAAACCUCACACUGCUCACGGAAGGUGCCAUCUUCAAGGGACGGUCUGUCAGCCUGCAGUGCGCAGCGCCCAGUGACCGCCAGGGAAGUACUUUCCACCUGCAGAUACGGGACGACGGAAAACUUGUUGAAACAAAAGAAGCUCCCCAGUCCAUGCACAGUGUGACCUUCACCAUUGCUGAGUUCACUGUCCCAGGAAACUACGUCUGCAGAUAUCAGCAAUUGGUAUCAACGACAUGUGGGAUUUCCAAGACUAGCAAUAUUCUCCACCUUACACUAUCAGCUGUCCCUGACUUCACCACGCAGCCUCCUGGUCCUACGAAAGCUGGUGUUCCAUUCGGGAUCAUUGUGUUGGUCGGUGCAAUAACAGGCCUCGUGGUUGUAGUCAUAUCAGUGACGAUAACGGUUUACAUCAAGAGAAUAUAUGACAAGAGAAAGAAGCGCAAACAAAGAGAAAGAGAAAGUGUUUGGACUCCACGAGAUAUGGCUUCUGAUUGGACCUAUGAUAAUACAUUAUAUUCUCUGGAGCGGAGGCCUCCUUCAGAGCCACAGUACUCUCACCAACCCAACAGACAGAUCCUCGGGGAAUCAUGGACAGAAAAAUCCUUCAGCUCUUUCCACCAGUGACCUGAUAAAAUCCCUAGCUCUAUAUUUUUCCUAAUGAAAACAUUAUUCUGUGACAGCGAUAGUUAUCCAUGCGGUAUAAAUGACGUUUACAUGUAUAUAUACAAGAUCCCUUGUCAUAUCUAUCGUGAUCUGCUAAUAGAACAGAUGUGUACUGUUUCUCUAUUUGUGUGCUCCGAUCAAAGCACUGUUCAUCUGCUAGGA
This is a messenger RNA of Pelobates fuscus (common spadefoot toad), 975 nucleotides long. RefSeq names its product chromosome 3 C19orf38 homolog (gene C3H19orf38). The transcript is spliced from 10 exons. The record is from RefSeq and is a predicted model, not a curated record. The coding region runs from base 16 to 774 and encodes 252 amino acids. Lineage: Eukaryota; Metazoa; Chordata; Amphibia; Anura; Pelobatidae.